Ctenopharyngodon idella (grass carp) is the source of this 2405-nucleotide messenger RNA. It is a transcript of the gene rhbdl2, whose product is annotated as rhomboid, veinlet-like 2 (Drosophila). The record is from RefSeq and is a predicted model, not a curated record. The coding region runs from base 422 to 1603 and encodes 393 amino acids. Gene Ontology annotation, molecular function: serine-type endopeptidase activity. Gene Ontology annotation, cellular component: membrane. Lineage: Eukaryota; Metazoa; Chordata; Actinopteri; Cypriniformes; Xenocyprididae. The transcript is spliced from 9 exons.
UUGGGCGUAUAUUUUCAUUUGGACAAUGUUUUUAACAAUUGCAUCACGUGACUUCAGGUGUGGCGGUUUGCGGAAGCUCAGGUAAAGAGUCUACCAUACUUUGGCGGGUCAGAGGUUGCUUUUUUUGCUCAACAAAAGUAAACAUAAAACGAUCCUGCAGACCCUCAAGUUAGGAACAAGAGGAAGGAAGACUGGAACCGGAAAAGCUGGAUGAAGCCUGUAAUUAUCGUCCAGAGAGAACGUCUUUUAGUCCGUGGUGGUCACGAAACUAUUUUUGUUUAUCUUAUUUUAAAAACAGAGACUUUUUUGCCUUAUUAUUUCAAAUAACCAACAACAUUAAUGAGCACUGGUAGGCGCGCGCUCUUAGAGAAAUCUCUUGUACUCGCGUGAGAGGUGGUGGAUCAGAUCGAAGAAAGGAGAAAUGGGCGAUAAUGACAUCGAAGAGCAAGACAGUUUUCCCGUAGAGAGGGAUGAAGAAGGUGGUGAUCGAGCAAAUCCGAAGAGAAGAGGUCGCAGGGUAGAAAAGAUACAGAAGAAUGUUUCGAAAUGGAUGCUUCCCGAGGAGUUACGGGAGACGUAUUUGGAGCGAGCGAACUGCUGUCCGCCACCAAUCUUCAUCAUCCUCAUCAGCUUAGCGGAGUUAGGAGUGUUUAUCUACUAUGCGGUAUGGAAGCCUCAAAAGCAGUGGAUAACCCUGGGUACAGGAAUCUGGGACAGUCCUCUUACCUAUAAGCCCGAACAACGCGAGGAGGCAUGGCGGUUUUUCUCCUACAUGUUUGUACAUGCCGGGGUGGAGCAUAUCAUGGGAAACCUGUUAAUGCAGCUUCUUCUUGGCAUUCCCCUGGAGCUGGUGCAUAAGGGCUUUGAAGUAGGCAUGGUCUAUAUGGCAGGAGUCCUUGCAGAGCCUGGCGACACCGAAGAUUCCCCUCCUCCACUCAUCGUAGAUGACGGCGUGGCCUACCAAGUCAAAGACCUCCUGGACUCCCGGUGUCGUGGUGGGUUCCUAGAGUACUUGGUGGACUGGGAAGGAUACGGUCCCGAAGAACGAUCAUGGGUUCCUAGGAAUGAUAUUCUUGAUCCAAGUCUCCUUGAUGACUUCCAUGCCAGACAUCCCAACAGACCAGCUCCUCGUGGCAGAGGUCGACCACCACGACGUCGGGGUCCGCGGUCCUCAGGAGCGGACCGUGGAGGGGGGGGCUCUCUUGCCAGCUCCAUCUUUGAUCCUCUCAGUGCUCUUGUGGGUGCUUCGGGAGGUGUUUAUGCCCUCAUGGGAGGUUACUUCAUGAAUGCUGUGGUGAAUUUCAGGGAGAUGAUUCCACUUAUGGGAGUGUUUCGCAUUCUUGUAAUUGUUCUUAUUGUUGGAACAGAUGUUGGAUUUGCUAUUUACAGAAGGUUCUUUAGCCACGACGCUGCCAUGAAGGUCUCUUUUGUGGCCCAUAUUGGUGGUGGUGUAGCAGGCAUGACCAUUGGUUAUGUUUUUUUCACCAAUUACAAUAAAGAGCUCCUCAAGGACCCACGCUUCUGGAUGUGCAUUGUUGGAUACAUCGCCUUCUUCUUGUUUGCUGUCAUUUUCAACAUCUUCCUGUCCCCAGCACCCGCAUGAGGAGGAUGAGUGUCUGUGAUAGUUGAAGUCAUGCAUCAGUUCACAAUGGACAAUCAUGGCUUUUUUUUUUUUUCAAAAGAAGCAAGUCUCAGGUCAAUAUAACUUUCAGACAAGACUCUUAAGGUUGUAUGCUUAUACACUACAUACAUAUCUAAAGUAAAUGUAAUUUUUAGAUCCAAAUAUUCCCUUUUUGGUUUUGCUUAAACACACCUCCAGUUUAAAAUGUAUAUUUUGACCUUUUUUUUGCGUGUGUGAGACCAUUUAUUUUGUAUUCACAAAGUUAUUGAGCCCUUUACAGGCUGGCCUACAAACUGAAGUCAUGACUAAAACAGCUCAAUUUAAUUGAAUUUAAUUGAUUUGAAGUGAGCCAAAAAUAAGCUUUGUGGUCAAAAAUAAUAUACCUGCCAUGUAGUUUUUUUUUGUUUUGUUUUUGUUUUUUUAAAAUAAAACUCCGUUUUACUUUUAAAUACAUUUCUAAUUUCUUAGACUCAGAAUAUUGGAAGUGUCAGUAGAGGGCAGCACUGAUCAGCAAGUGGACAGACCUCAGCCUGAGGUCACAACAAUGUAGUUUAUUUAAUGUGGUGUUGCAUAAGUUAUUGAUCUAUAAUCAAUAGGAAAUUGUGUCAAUUCAAUUCUAAUGACAUGCAUCACUACAUGAUUAUCGUAUUAUUUUGUUUCAGGGUUUAGGUUGGAAAUGUCUGUUUCAUUUUAUUAAAAAAAAAAAAAAAAAAAAAAAGUACUAAUAUUUUAAAACCAAUGUGUUCAAGUUAGUCAUUAAUUAUAUUCACUUGUUUAACAUAUA